CAUGACUGCUUAAGUGAAGAAAAGGUUGGGACAUAUUACCGGCAGGUUUUUUUUCACUUUUCGCACCUUUUACUUAUUUUUAAGAAGUUGGACAAAAUGACUCGAAUAGAGAAACACAUCAGUAAGGGUGGGCAGUUGGAGAGAGGAGAUGACUGCCAACAAGAACUCCAAGGCUGCACCCAAAGCGGAAGCAGGAGCAACUAAAAGCCAGCAGAAGACUGCCGACAAAUGCCUGUCUAAAUCUCCACCUCCUAUUCUUCUUUCUGUAAAAGAAUCAUGUCACGCUCAGCUUAAUAAGACAGAAGAAGCCAGUCACACAAAGCUCCAUUCUCAGAGAAACUGGAGUCUCAAGACUGCCCGCCUGCACAGUGGCUCUGAACUCUCGACUGAGUCUGAAUUUCAAAGUAGGCUCACUAAGGCUAAGAGCAUUGGUUGCCUGGAUAAGAGGCUGAGUAUCUACAAACCAUCAGGUGGAGAAGAGCAAGAGCAGAAGGAGAACCAACCACAGGAAGGGGGUCCACCAGGCGAUGCAGUGUACCCUGGAGCUCUUAGCUGGAGUACCCUCUCCUUAGUAACUUCUGGCAAACACGGUCACACCCGCACCCUGUCAAUUAGCCGUCCUGGAACUGGCACUUCAUCUGCUACAAUCCGUAAGAAGAUCUCAGAAUGGGAGUGUCGGAAUGUGGCACUGCCUAGGAUGAGUCUUUGCUUGGACAAGAGGCCUGGUGGUGGGAGUGAAGGCUGCCCCAGUCUCUUGUCCUCCCCUUGCAGUGAAAAGGCCUUUGACUUUAAGGGCAUGCGGAGGAUGAGUACAGCAUUUUCUGAGUGCUCCUAUCCAGAGACCGAGGAAGAAGAAGGGACAUCAGACAGAGAGAGUCAUGGACGGUUUCAGAAGAGGAGAACUUCAAAAACAGAGACGUCAGGAAUUGUCCGUCGUACUCUUCAUCCUCGUAAGGAGACAUCUGCUGUAUUAAACCGGAUACAAAAGAUUGAGCAAGCCUUAAAAGAAAGUCCUUCACAUGCUCCUCCAAGGUAUCUUAGCAACUGCUAUGGCUUGGACAAGUCCGGCCAGAAGGCUCGCACCAUUUCGACACUUCGCGGGUUGGAUGACUUGGACAGCACCUGUGGCAGUAAGCGGAGCAGCAUCUGCUCUGUGGCUACUGAACCAGACACUUGCCAUGGGUCCGAAAGAUUCUCAAAGUUUAGACAAAGGUACAGUGUAACAUCCUUUAUGUCUGAAUGUUCAGAACCAUCAUCAGCACAGGGAUCAUCUGGCACCCCUAUCAACCCCCUACCUAAACCCAAGCGCACUUUUGAGUAUGAUGUCAAUCGAAACCACAAAGACUCUUCACCUGGUGAUGGAUUAAUUCCCAGCACUGACACCUGUGGUCCACUUUCCUGCAGCUCAGGCUCAAUAAUGAAACGAGACCUGAAGACAACUGACAGUUCAUUCAAGAGAGCUCAACAUAGGGAGUCAUGUGAAUCAGAAGAUGGUGUCAGCCUGCCAUCCUCUUACCCUUCCUCACCUACAGAAAAUCGCACAACUUCCGUCGAGAACCACAGUCGUCCCAGUUCCAAAAGUACAUUAGAAGAAAACGCCUACGAAGACAUCAUAGAGUCUAUGAAAGAGAAUCCGUACGAGGAUGUGGAUCUGAAGGGGAGAGGUCUGGCCCGCAGGUCUUGUCUUUUACCCGAGAGGUCUAAUGAGUCACUCAACAGGACUUGGACCUCCCAAGAAAGGAAAUUCAAUUCAACUCCCCAGCUCCCGUCUAAGCCUAGCUGCCAGUCUUUGCGGCAACUGGGCCCUGCUGAAAGGAGGAGCCACCGGACAUCCCGCUUGUCAAAGAGACACAGUCAUGAUGACAUGUUGUUGCUGACCUCUCCAUCCUGCAGUCGGCUAGAUGACAGCCUGAGCAAUGCCAGUGAUACACUGACCUCUCACAGACAGAGACGAGUGCCCAAGGUGGUGCAGAGAAUUAACUCUAUCUACUGUACAAAAAGAGGAAAGAAGAGACUAAAGAAACUAUCCAACAUAGAGACUGCUUCUCUACGUGAUGACAACAGUGAGAGUGAGAGUGACUCUGAUGACAGGUUUAAAGCCCACACUCAGAGGUUGCUAAAGUUGCAGUCCAUGUUGCGCCGUGCACCUAGCUACCGCACUCUGGAACUGCAGCUCAUCGAAUGGCAGGAGCGUGAGCUGUUCGAAUACUUUGUGGUGGUGUCACUAAAGAAGAAGCCCAAUAAGAACUCGUACACCCCAGAAGUCACCUACCAGUUUCCAAAGCUCGAGAGGCUCACCAAGCAGAUGAGAGAGGCAGAGCAGCGUCUUAAAGCCAUUCCCCAGUUCUGCUUUCCAGACGCCAAGGACUGGAGCCCUGUUUCUGAGUACAGCAGUGAGACCUUCUCCUUCAUGCUUACUGGAGAAGACGGCAGUCGGCGCUUUGGAUAUUGCAGAAGGCUCCUGCCGAGUGGGAAAGGGCCUCGCCUUCCAGAGGUGUACUGUGUCAUCAGCAGAUUGGGAUGUUUUGACCUGUUCUCAAAGAAGGACCUGACUUGCAUCUUGUACCGUUUUCAGAUCCUGGAUGAAGUGGAGAUUAGGAGGGAGAUCUCGGCAGCCCUGGUCUACCCAUUUAUGCGAAGCCUUAUGGAAUCUCCCUUUCCAGCGCCGGGCAAAAUCAUCAAAGUCAAAACCUUCCUGCCUGGUGCAGGCAACGAGGUGAUUGAGUUGCGGAGGCCCAUGGACUCCAGGUUGGAGCAUGUGGAUUUUGAUAGUCUCUUUAGCUGUCUGAGUGUGAGACAAGUGGUUUGUGUCUUUGCCUCUCUUCUGCUGGAGCGCAGAGUCAUCUUUGUGGCUGAUAAGCUCAGUGCUUUAUCCAGCUGUGUGCAUGCAGUGGUGGCACUGCUCUACCCGUUCUCAUGGCAGCACACCUUCAUCCCCGUGCUGCCCACCUCCAUGGUGGAUAUCGUCUGUUGCCCAACACCUUUUCUGGUGGGCAUCCUGUCCAGCUCGUUGCCCAAACUCAAGGACCUUCCAGUGGAGGAGGCUUUGAUGGUUCAUCUGGGAACAGAUCGCUUUAUCAGACAGCUGGAUGAUGAGGCCUCCCUAUUACCACGCAAGCUGCAGGCUGCUCUAGAACAGGCCCUGGAGCAGAGGAACGAUAUCAGCAAUCAGGACUCUGACAGUGAGUCAGAUGAUGAAUGCAACUCAUUGAACAGCGUGGUGUCUGAAGCCUUCAUCCGUUUCUUCCUGGAGACCAUUGGUCACUACUCGCUAUUCAUGACCCAGGGUGAGAAAGGCGAGCGUGUCUUUCAGCGGGAACCCUUUCGCAAAUCUGUAGCUUCUAAGAGCAUCCGCCGCUUCUUGGGAGUCUUCAUGGAAUCGCAAAUGUUCGCUGGCUUCAUCCAGGAUCGAGAACUGAGGAAAGGCCGGGCCAGAGGUCUGUUUGAGGAGAGAGUGGAGCAGUAUCUGGAAGAGUUACCAGAUACCGAGCAAAGUGGCGUGAACAAGUUUCUGAGAGGCUUAGGAAAUAAAAUGAAGUUUCUCCAUAAGAAGAACUGACCAUGGUAGAUCUUUUCAACAGUCCUGGAGAUCUCGUCACUGAUUUAAAGCCUUCACACAACUCAAGCAGUUAAACUUAUCAUACAUAUUUAUAAAAACAGUUGUGGUCCUUGUGUGUAGAUUUGGUACAUUGGUACCUGGUAUAUGAGAGUAGGAUUUUGUAGCUUGGUAAUAAGUGGAUAAAUGAUUACAUUGGUACAGCACUACAGUAUAGAACCACUUCAGGACUGCACGUGGUGAGGGUGAGCCGGUGAAUAAAUAAAUAUGAAUGUGAGGUGGACGUACAGCUACUGUGUAGUAUUUAACGCUAGAGUGCAUUGAUCUUUGUACAUGUAUUAACAUCUGAUUAAUGCAGUUUCCAUAUUUGCAAUGCUUUGUAAUAAAAUAAAGCUUUAGAAAUCA
Trichomycterus rosablanca is the source of this 3961-nucleotide messenger RNA. RefSeq names its product DENN domain containing 2B (gene dennd2b). NCBI's taxonomy places the organism in Eukaryota, Metazoa, Chordata, Actinopteri, Siluriformes, Trichomycteridae. The record is from RefSeq and is a predicted model, not a curated record. Gene Ontology annotation, biological process: positive regulation of ERK1 and ERK2 cascade. The transcript is spliced from 20 exons. The coding region runs from base 149 to 3559 and encodes 1136 amino acids.